AUGACUCGAAGACCGUCAGCUCGUGAGGCCGAAAAGGCGAGGAAAAGCAGGGCUCAGGCUGGGAGCUCCGGAGCUGUCCGCACCGGUGAGAUCCACCUAGCUGUGAGUGACGUGCUCGAACAAACCUCUAGGGCUUACGAGACUCCGGCCGGAGGUCUUCCCGCCGACCCAACAUCCAGGGCUAUCUCGCUUAGUUCGCGAGAUUCUGAGAGGACUUCGCAUCCAAAGAAGCAAAGGGUGGAGGAUCCGGCUCCAGACAUGAGGUCGAAUUCCUCGAACGGGUCGGGGGGAACGAUCCCGUAUGGUUGGACUUUCAACCAUACUAAAGGGUGCCCCAUUGCUGAUGAUCCGGAGGGGGUAGCUUUCAUCUUUCGGCACUUCAAGCCUCCGGGUUGCGUGCUUCCUCCAGUUCGGGACAUGGCGGAGCAUGCCACCUACGCUCUUGAGGCUGUCAACGAGUACUCUGCCAUACUUGAGGACAAGUCUCUGACCAUGCCCACCUCCGACGAGCUCGAGGAGAUAAAGAAGACCGUGUUUGACAUUUCAUCGAAGGUCAAGAACGCGGAAGACAAGGAGAAGCGUCUGGAAGCCCAGCUUCGAUCUGCGAAGACGGUGGCGGACUCUGCGAGCCGGCGUGCUGACGAUCUGACCGAGAAGGUGCGUGUCCUCAAAGAGGAGGUCGAUGUGAGGGUCAGGCGGGCUGUUAGGAAGGCGAAGCGGGAGUUCGCUGAGAAGUACCUGGCCAUCUUCCACUCUCUUAAAGACAAGUGGGAGAAGAAGAAGGUCGAAGCUGCAUGUGAGGCCGAGCUCCAAGAGGUGGAAUCCAACUUGGAUCUCAUCAAGGACCUGAUCAGUGGGGCUCUCACGGCUCCGGAUGAGAAAGCUCGCCUCGAAGAGAAGAUUCCUGAGCUUGUCCAAAAGCACGCUGAUGCUGAAGUGUCUGAUUUCUCUCUCGCCAAGCUCGAUCUCCCGCAGAUCUCGGAGGCGUCGGUGAGGCCGAUGGAAGUUGAUCCCAGGACGCAAGUUCCGGUUGGGCUUAAUCAGUUUGGGAGUAACACCGCUGCUGGAGGUGGAGACGAGCUUGUGGAUGACUCGGCGAUCCCAAUGGAGAAAGAUGGUGACGAGAACGAGCCUAAGGAGUAA
Molecule: messenger RNA, 1143 nt
Organism: Eutrema salsugineum
Lineage: Eukaryota; Viridiplantae; Streptophyta; Magnoliopsida; Brassicales; Brassicaceae
Exons: 2
Coding region: 1-1143 (380 amino acids)
Source: RefSeq, a predicted model, not a curated record